AUGGCAUUGAGAGCUGCUUUGAGGAACAAACGCGGCGCUUUAGGUGUGUAAAUACGUGUUAUAGCUGCUAUAUGUCGGAGUGUCUUUACAAAUGCAUGAAUCAACAUUUUUGAUAGUCUUUUUAACGCAGUUGCUGAGGUGAUCUUGCUGUUAGCUGUGUAAGCUCUGUGUUAAAUGCAGGAACUGGGACAAAGGUCGCAGGACACUUGCAGGGUCUCCCUGUGUUUGCCUGCUCUGUCAGUCUGUACCUAACACUGUGUCAGCUUCAACAACCAAAUAUUUAGAUUGUAGACUCAGUAAACUAGGACUCCAGCAAAAAGCCUCUUCUUCCUAUUCUAUUCUAUUCUAUUCUAUUCUAUUCUAUUCUAUUAUAAUCAAUUCUAUUCUAAUCUAUGUCUGUCUUUAAAACGAGCAGUUAGGGUUGAUGGAUCUAAGUUUCUGCUAUUUGUUGCUUUUCUUAAAAUGUCUCAGGAACAUGUCUUUUAAAUCCCAUAUCUAUGAUUCCUCUCAGAGCUAGUGUGAACACCACUCAUAAUCUUUCCCAUUUGACCAUGAAAACAUAACAGGUGUCAAUAAAAAUCAAAACUAGUUCACCAGCAUCAAAUUGAUGUGAAACAACAGAUCAACAUACUUGAUUGAUAUGUUAGUCUUAGUUUGUUCUACAGACCAGACCAUAACACUUUCUGUGUGUGUGUGUGUGUGUCUGUGUGUGCUCCUGUGUAGGUCUUCUGUCCCAGCUGUCCAGUGGUAGUCAUGGCCAGGUGCGUACAUCUCCUGCCUUCGUCACUCAGCGGAGAAACAACUCCUCCUCACCUCAGGUUAAAGUGGACUUUGACCAGAGCACAGGUAAAGAUUUCACCCUCAUAUCUUAAUUCUUCUGAAUCCCUCCUGUCACAUUUGGAACUGUGAUUUUUGCUGGGUUUUGAUAACAAACUCAAGGAUGUUGACGGAUCAGGAUAUCUUUACCUCUACAGGUGUGGCCGUGCUGCACAUGCAGAGUCCACCCGUCAACAGCCUCAGCUUAGAUUUCCUCACCGAGUUCUGCAUCAGCGUGGAGAAGCUGGAGAUGGAUAAAAGCUGCAGAGGCCUCAUUAUCACAUCGGUAUGGCCAAACUCUGUCCUUUACAUUGGCAGUCUUUCUGGAGGUGGAUAAGAAGUGUCUUUGUGUUUACAUUGCCAGGAAUUGUAAAGUUUGCUGAUGUGAUGAUUCAAUUUUCUUGAUUGUCUCUUCAACCCAGAGCCAGCCAAAGGUGUUCUCAGCCGGUCUGGACAUCAUGGAGAUGUAUGGAAAGAGUCCGGAGCGCUGUGGAGUGUUUUGGAAAGCAGUUCAGGAAAUGUGGCUGAAACUCUACAGCUCCAACAUGGUCACCAUUGCUGCAAUUAAUGUGCGUACAAACCAUCCUUAGUGGGCUGUUAUGUUUCAUGAAUGAUGCCUGAGGGAGGGAAAAAUCUGCACAUUUGCACUUAACUAGAGUGGUGUUUUGGUUGAGGUUUGUUUAUGGCUCCUCAGACCGCUGUGUAUUGCUAUUCUGCGGUUGUUUCUAAAGUUGGUUCAUCUAAAUUCAUCUCUAAAUUAAUUUUAUGCCACAAUAUCCCUUUAACUGUUUUGUUUUUGUGAAAUCCCGUAGAACACUGACAUUAAUAACUUUUGCAUCUGUCAUGCUUUUAUGUCUUAUAUAAUUCUUGGCAUGUUUGUCUCUUGUCUUUCAGGGUUCCAGUCCUGCAGGCGGCUGUCUGAUGGCUUUGACUUGUGACUACAGAAUAAUGGCAGACAACCCUCGUUUCAGCAUUGGCCUUAAUGAGACCCAGCUUGGCAUCGUAGCACCCUUCUGGUAAGGACUUCUCAGUCCGAGAACAGCCAGCGCAGUAGUGGUGAUGUACAGGAGUAAAAACUAAUGCUGCUGUCUGCAGGUUUAAGGACACCCUUGCCAAUACAGUGGGCCACAGAAUCACAGAGAUAGCCUUGGAGCUGGGGUUGCUCUACAACCCCACAGAGGCCCUGAAAAUUGGAAUGGUGGACCAGCUGGUCCCUGAAGACCAGGUCCUCACUACAGCCACACAGACCAUGAAGAAGUGGUUAGCUAUCCCAGGUAAAUUCAGACUACCUCAAGAUCUCCAAGUGAGAGGUUUACAUGACCACAAUUAGUUUUCAUUGACAUUCACUCUGAUUGAACAGAAUCUACUUGGCAUAUUUCUUUGUUUAUUGCUCAAAAUGAAAUAUUGACCAGUGGCGAUCCACUAAAUUCAGUCUUUGGAAUCACUAAUACAUCAUUUUUGUAUCUUUUCACUUCACAGACCAUGCAAGACAGAUCACCAAGUCCAUGAUGAGGAAGCCAACCAUCGAAAAGCUAGUUUCCAAAAGAGAGGCCGACAUUCAGAACUUUGUGGGCUUCAUCACCAAGGAGUCCAUUCAGAAGUCGCUCCGCAUGUAUAUUGAGAUGCUUAAAAAGAGAAAGGGCUAG
Molecule: messenger RNA, 2462 nt
Organism: Xyrichtys novacula (pearly razorfish)
Lineage: Eukaryota; Metazoa; Chordata; Actinopteri; Labriformes; Labridae
Source: the annotation of a GenBank genome assembly